Molecule: messenger RNA, 1318 nt
Organism: Haliotis rubra (blacklip abalone)
Lineage: Eukaryota; Metazoa; Mollusca; Gastropoda; Lepetellida; Haliotidae
Product: protein YIPF5-like
Exons: 7
Coding region: 113-853 (246 amino acids)
Biological process (GO): vesicle fusion with Golgi apparatus; endoplasmic reticulum to Golgi vesicle-mediated transport
Cellular component (GO): trans-Golgi network; membrane
Source: RefSeq, a predicted model, not a curated record
ACUGCGCAAAAGCGGAAUUAUCAUCGUGAAGUUGUCUGCUCUUUGCUGUCGUGGUUGAGAUUUCUUUCGUAUUUUGUAGUUUGACUGACAGAAGAUAAGAUCAGUUACCAUCAUGUCUGGAGGUUUUGGUCAGGAAGAUGGCUUCUUCCAGGGAAAUUAUUAUGAGCAGCAGAGCACUGGCUACGAUAUGGGAGCACCAGCUCAGUUUGGACAGGAGCAACAGUUUGGCCAGUUUGACUACAACCAGCAGUACAACAAAGGCUACGCCAGUCCCCAGUACACUGGCUCCAUCAUGACUCCAUCAGCUACGUUCAACGAGACAACAUCGGACAACUUCGAUGAUGAACCCCCACUGAUGGAAGAGCUUGGGAUCAACUUCGACCACAUUAUACAGAAGACAACGGCCGUACUGAAUCCACUGAAGAACACGGACCAUGACAUCAUGCAGGACACUGAUCUGGCCGGACCACUCGUCUUCUGUCUGGCCUUUGGUGGCUUUCUCAUGUUGUCUGGAAAGCUGCAUUUCGGUUACAUCUACGGCAUCGGCGUGGUGGGCUGCGUGGCCAUGUAUGCUCUGCUGAACCUGAUGAGCUUGAUGGGGGUGACUAUCGGCUGCAUCAUCAGCGUCCUCGGUUACUGCCUCCUCCCCAUGGUCAUCCUCUCCUUCACCUCCAUCGUCAUCUCUCUGCAAGGCAUCCUGGGUACAAUUCUGACUGUCGUGACUGUGAUAUGGUGCUGUCUGUCUGCAUCAAAGCUGUUUGUGUCGGCGUUGGCGAUGGACCAGCAGCAGCUCCUGGUGGCCUACCCCUGCGCCCUGGUCUAUGGGGUCUUCGCCCUGCUCACCGUCUUCUGAACACAGUCGACACAACCAAUAUCACAACAGGGAAAUCCGUUUUCUUUGGACACUGAACAUGACGAUCACACGUCUGCAACAAUUUAAUUUAACUUGUCAUGGAACUUUUUUAUUUAUGAGAAUUAAUUGACUUUAUUUAGACAAGUAAUUGCCCCAAAUUUGUACAUUAAAUGGCUUGUCAGUGUUCUGGUAAACAUAAUCUAUGCAAAACAUUGUAAACUCACUACAGCAGUGUCGACAUGGGAUGUUUAUCUGCUGAUUAGUGUUACUUUUCUUAGCGAAGACGCAAACCAUGGUAGCAACUGGGCCUCUUAAUUUGUGUUAUAGAUGACUCGUCAGGGUUCGCUCAGCAUCACACAGAGUGUGUCCAACCUGUAGUCAGCAAUGCAUCAACAACGCUCGCGCAGGGAUUGUCUAAAUGUGUCUGAAUCAUGUCUUGAUAUUUUAAUAAAUAUAUUCAUCCUU